Messenger RNA from Porites evermanni, 4994 nucleotides. The record is from the annotation of a GenBank genome assembly. Lineage: Eukaryota; Metazoa; Cnidaria; Anthozoa; Scleractinia; Poritidae.
CGGAGUCUGUUGCAGCUUUGUUCUCAAGAGUUCAAGGAAAAUAUUUACAAAACACAGCUGAAAAAUAUGGAGGACUUUCACAAACGGUACGCUAGAAUAUGUAGGGAACAACAUACGUACCCGUUAGAUGCUGUUUUAAAUCACAUUCGUCGUUAUUUGGAUAGCGGAUUGUCUGGCGAAGAGAGCGUGAAUGAUGCAGAGGAGAUGGCGAAGUUAGAUCUUUCUGGUUACAACCUAACACCAGACGAUUGUAAUGCUUUAGCUACGGCACUUGCAGAUGAUCUAUUCUUUGAAGAACUCAAUCUUUCCGACUGUUUGCUUAGUGAGGAAUCAAGCAAAAUACUUCUUCGUGGUUUGAUGGACAACCAAGCUAUCAAAAGAUUGAGUUUGAAAGGCAACAACAUUCGUUCGGGAGCUGCAGAAAUGUUAGGACAGUUUCUCAAGAAAAAUACCUGUGUUCGAAGCCUUCUUGUUGAAUGGAACGCGCUUGGUUUGUGGGACAGUGGAAUGAGGGCUAUUUGCGAGGGUCUGGCGAUAAAUCAAGUGUUAUUGUUCCUUGAUUUGAGAAACAAUCAGAUUACACAUGAAGGGGCUAAUCAUCUUGCUGUAGCAUUGAAAAGAAACCAUUGUUUAAGAGGUCUGGAUUUGAGAUGGAAUAACAUUGGUCUUCUUGGGGGAAGAGAGCUGCUGGAAGCCUUAAAAUAUAACAAAAGACUUGUAGGAUUAGAACUAACAGGUAAAAAUAAUAUACAUGCAAGGCUGCUGCCUAAGAAAAUUUUUUUGGGAACCCUUCAGGCUGAUAACCUAAAAUAAAAAGUUAGCAGCCCGAGCCACAUUUCCAGGAGCCCAUUGUUCAAUAAAAUUANGCAGAAAUGUUAGGACAGUUUCUCAAGAAAAAUACCUGUGUUCGAAGCCUUCUUGUUGAAUGGAACGCGCUUGGUUUGUGGGACAGUGGAAUGAGGGCUAUUUGCGAGGGUCUGGCGAUAAAUCAAGUGUUAUUGUUCCUUGAUUUGAGAAACAAUCAGAUUACACAUGAAGGGGCUAAUCAUCUUGCUGUAGCAUUGAAAAGAAACCAUUGUUUAAGAGGUCUGGAUUUGAGAUGGAAUAACAUUGGUCUUCUUGGGGGAAGAGAGCUGCUGGAAGCCUUAAAAUAUAACAAAAGACUUGUAGGAUUAGAACUAACAGGUAAAAAUAAUAUACAUGCAAGGCUGCUGCCUAAGAAAAUUUUUUUGGGAACCCUUCAGGCUGAUAACCUAAAAUAAAAAGUUAGCAGCCCGAGCCACAUUUCCAGGAGCCCAUUGUUCAAUAAAAUUAAAUAUAAGUAAGCAGAUGCUCGAAACUCAAGUUGUUUGAGUUUCGAAUUUCCAGAAAAGUGCUUGUCUGUUAACUUUUAUCAGUGGAAGAGUUUUGCUUAAGGUCGAUGAAGACACAUUUAACGUUUUCAUUUCAAAAGUGCAAAAUGAGCAGGGAAUUCUGUCAUUGGAAGUAGGCAUAGAGGCUAUUGCCAUAAGAAUCAUAAGUUUUAGGCGUCCGUGCAGGCUCCUUGAUUUAAUUUCAGUGGCCCAUGAGCAAAUUGUAGGAGCCUCUGGUGACUGGGCGCCUGUUAAGCAGCAGCCUUGACAUGAACAGGGAAUUAUGCACCACUCCCCUCCACCACAUGUAUUGGCAGCCAGGUGUCACUGUACAGUCCGUCUCCGUUAUUAUAGACACUGAGGGGGCCAUAGAAAGUGUCAGAGUUAAUGGGCUGUGCGUAUUAAGCAGAUCAUGUUAUUUAAGUAAAAAAUACUCCUUUUAUUAUAACAAAAUACUAAAAAAUAUAACAGGACAUUAGCAUUGUCAAAUUUUUUACAGCACAUGGUGUCCGCAUUAGCAAAGUUGACUUUCUAUGAGAAUCUGUUCAUUGGUUCAUUGGGUACAAAACAAGUGUCCUUUGUCCACAUUACUGGUGUCAGUAUUAAUCAGGUUGAAUUUUGAAUAAAUGUACGAGCUUUGCACAAGGACACUGCAAACUGUCUGUAAUAAUGAGGUGUCCAUAUUAAGUGGGUGUCUGUUAAGAGCAUUUUGACUGUACUAUAUCUUUUAGCUGCAAUUCUUUCAGAAGGGAUGCUUGACAUUAUAAGGAGACUGAACUCUGAGUUUUUACAUUGUUUUUUUUUUUCACAGAAUAGGAUCACUUUAUUCCCUUUUUGGUAAAAUUUAGUAAUUCAAAUAAUUUUAUAGUAAUUCAUAGUUAACAUUAUGUUAAUUCUAUAACAUUUAUCAUUUGCAGGUAACAACAUCCCUCAUGAUAUUGUCAAUGCUUUGUCUGUUGCCAUUCAACAGAACAGUGAUAGACAGGUAACAUUUGAGGAGCACAGGCAAAAGACUGAAGCUUUAACAAGAGAAUUAGAAAUGGCUCAGGAACGUAAACAACAAGAGGUAUGGAUCCAUCUGUUCAAGAUCAUCAUGCACAGAACAAUGAUAUCAUAAUAAUUAUGAUAUUAUUUUAUUUAUUAUUACCUGUUGUCUGGUUGAGUGUCGCCAAGAACAGUACUAUUUAGUCAUGAAAGUUAUAGCAAUGUUUCCACAACCUUGGCUGAAGUUAUUAUCAGAGUCAAACAGUGAUGAUAUUUGCACAGGGUUCUUGUUGCUGUUGUGUUUAACUUUUUCUCAAACUCAUUACCAAUUCAUAAAGAAAGUAGAAAGGAAAUUAAUGUGGAAUGAGUGUUCGGAAAUCAGAUGAAAAACUGCUCAUUUUUGCAUCCUUAAUUUCUCCUGCUAAAAUCUUGUUUGACAUGUAAUAUCAAGCAUUCGACACAAGGUUUCAUCACCAGAUAAAACACCUCAAAAAUUGUCAAAAACACUCGUUGGUGUCUUAUUUUCAACUCUCUUCUUGGUGUUUCAUCUGGUAAUGGAACACGGCAUCUCAUGCUUGAUAUAUUACUUGAAAGUCUUAAAUUCAAUAAGGAGAAUAAAAUUUAAUGUUUUCUUCCUUAUUGAAGGGCAGAAUUUAAUGCUUUGUUUUUGGAAAGGAGACCUCAACAAACCACCGGACUUGCGGGUUGUCAGUUGUCAGAAACUGUUAGUGAAGUUGCAUGUUAGUCUCAUUAAUGAGUGCCUAUACCAAUUUUUUUUGAGAAAGGGAAUUUUUUAGAAACUUUUAAGUCUAAAUUUCUUCCGCGCACCUGUUCUGCUGAUCAUGAAAUUGACAGGUUCAUAGGUGAUGUCAUAAUUAACAAUAAUUAAUGGCUGAGCCUGAGUAUCUUAUGAAGAAUUAUGGAGAUUAAGGAGGGUGUUAUCCGUCGAGGCCGUAGUGCACGUUUAGGGUUGUUGAGCGCCGCAAAUAUUCUCCAAAUAGCAGAUGUCGCCCUUCGAGUUGUCUUCUUACUGUUCUCGCCAUGUUUUUAGCUAUUUUUUUUUGCGCCUAGUUCUUACUCUUGAAAUAAGUGAAAUGUCUGCCAUUUUUGUUUCCACUACCAAAACAACUCAACCUCGUCCCCAGGUCUUCUUGGUUGACGGUGCCUUAACCUGCAAAAAUGCUGCAUUUUUGACGUCAUUUCCUCGCUAAAAACAAAAUUCUUCCAAAUUUGGUCAUCAGUAACUGGUUGUGGUGAAUUAUGCGUGUGCUUUUACCCAAUCAGAAUCGGGGAAAUAUUUUCAAUGAAUAAUAAGACAAAUUAAUUCUAGCCUGCGAGCAAGCUAUUAAUUCAGGAACUGAUUAUUGGGAUUUUAUGCAUGCCUAUCCCUUUCUUAGAGUCACCAGUGUUGUUGCAUCUAAUUAUAAUGCAUCUUACCAACACGUGGUUGAUUAAUAAUUAUUCUGGAAUCUCUUUUGUUUGCAGGUUUCAUGUUUAAGGGAAGAGAUUGACAAGCAGAGAUCAAGUCAUGAACUUCUGACAAGAAGCACACAAAAUCAGAUAGAUCAUUUAAAGUCAGCGUUGGAAGAACGAAAAGCAGCAUUUGAUUCUUUGUCAUCAAAACUCUCGUCCGCUGAGUCUGAAUUGCUUCUUUCAAAGAAAACCAUCUCUGAACAAAAAGUUGUUGUAAAGAAGUUGGGCACUGAACUGCAAGACAAAAAAGAACAGAAGGCCAUGGCAGAAAAACAGCAAAGAAAGAAAUAUAACGAGGUGCUGGAGAAAAACCAAGAGCUAGAAAACAUCAUUAGUGUCCUUGAACGAAAAAACAAGAGUUUGGAGAAUAAAAUACAGUCUUUAGAAGAGGAUAUGGAGAGAAUGGAAAGACAGUUUGCUGAGAGAGGAAAAGCUAGUGAUCAAAAAUUUCAGGAAGAACUCCUCAGCACAGAAAACAGGCUGCAAAAAGAACUGAAUCAACUGCAGCAAAAGGCUUUAGAAUAUCGAGAAGCUUCAAGGGAGAAAGUGAAGAAGUUAGAGGAAGACAAGACUGCUUUUGAAGAGGAAAUAAGCAACUUGAAAUCUCAGUUAGUCUCUCUAAAAUUAACAUCAGAUGAGGAACUAAGGAAUACCAAAACGAGAUUAAAGCAGGAGGAAAUAACUCAGUCCAGGCAAUAUGAUGAACAUAUUUCCCAGGUUCAAACAGCACAGAAUGAGCUACAAAUACAGAGUACAAAACAGCUGUCACAAAUCACAGAUUUGCAGUCACAGCUUAACACAGCAAACAGAGAUAAUGAAGCUUCUAAGAGACAACUGGAAACACUUAAACAACAGCUAGAGCACAGGGAUGCAGAUUAUAGGAAUGAAGUUAGUCGAUCAAGAAUCGAACUUGAUUCAGAGAGAAAAACACAGGCUGAGCUAAGGGACAAGAUUUCUGAUUUAGAGGAUAAAAUCUCUGAUAUGUCCCGAAAACACAAGGAUGCUAUCUCAUUGAAAGAUAAUCAGUUGGAGCUGUUAAAUGAGCAACUGAGAGCCAAAGAAAAUGACAUCAAAAGAAUUCAUGAUGAAGAAAUGAAGAGGGCAGAACUUUUGGAGAAAGCGAUUUAUAGUUAUGUGUCAAGCACAAAAAAUGCCUCUCGACCUGGCUCACCAUACAGAACUUAG